Molecule: messenger RNA, 1744 nt
Organism: Poecilia latipinna (sailfin molly)
Lineage: Eukaryota; Metazoa; Chordata; Actinopteri; Cyprinodontiformes; Poeciliidae
Product: cysteine and histidine-rich domain-containing protein 1
Exons: 11
Coding region: 237-1541 (434 amino acids)
Source: RefSeq, a predicted model, not a curated record
UGCUAUUUUUAUCUCCCAUUCAACCGGGUCGAGAAGCCGUCUCUCUCUCCGUCUCUGCUGAAGGCCGUCGGACCUUCUGGAUCUCUCCUUUCUGCCUCAGCAGAGAACCUUCUGGAGACCGGGACGCGGCAUUAAGACCAGCAGACCCUUGGCAGUCGGGGGAAGGAUUUCAAAGCAGAGAUGAACAGAUUGUAAAGACAGGGAAGAAGACGUCAAGAGACACCAACAGGCCCAACAUGGCUCUGCUGUGCUACAACAAAGGCUGCGGGGAGAAGUUUGACCCCGACAAGAACAAGGAUGAUUCCUGCCUCUUCCAUCCAGGAGUCCCCAUCUUCCAUGACGCCCUGAAGGGUUGGUCCUGCUGCAAGAAGAGGACGACGGACUUCUCAGAGUUUCUCUCCAUUAAGGGCUGCACCCGUGGGCGCCACAACGACGUGAAGCCCCAGGAGCCCCUGAGGCCCGAGGUGUCGUCCGAUAAGAGCGAGAUGAAACCCGCCAGCGACCGGGAGAUCAUCUACCAGGGCCCCAAAUCUGUCGAGGCGCUGCAGAAAGAGAGACCCAGUUCAAACCAGCCCAUGACCAAGUUGCCCCACAAAGUGUCAGCAUCUCUCGUUCAGGCGCUGGAGAAACUGGGACUGGACAGGAGCGCAGAGAGCGAGAAGAAAGAGAGUGAGGACGUUAUGCACGGGACGCGCUGCAAGAACACAGGCUGCAAAACAGUCUAUGAAGGCCCAGACACAGACACGGAGGUCUGCACCCACCACCCUGGAGCGCCCGUCUUCCAUGAGGGGUACAAAUACUGGAGCUGCUGCUGCAUAAAGACAACAGACUUCAACGCGUUCCUGGACCAGAAGGGCUGCACCACGGGGAAACACCGCUGGGUUGCAAAGCAGGAUAAGAAGAAAGUGGCAUGUCGACAUGACUGGCACCAAACUGCAAACACGGUGGUGGUAACGAUUUACGCCAAGAACUCAAAUCCCGAUUUCUGCAGCGUAGAAGCAAAUCCAACAGUGCUCAUAUGUCAAAUCCAGUUUGAGAACAACAAGAUUUUCAAGAGAGAAUUCCACUUCUGGGGGGUGAUCGACGCCAAACAGAGUUCGGUCAACAUGGUCCCGUCUAAAGUGGAGAUCACGCUCCGUAAGGCCAACCAGGUGUCCUGGGGAAAACUGGAGGACCCGAACUACACCCCGGAGCCGGACCCUGUUAAUGACGACGUCGCCGAUGACAACCAGGAGUCCCAGCAGCCCGACUGGGACAUCGCCGAUGACGACAUCAGCGACUCAGACGAGGAGUGGGCCUACGACACGCCGCAGAACAAGAGCCAAGGGGUCGAGAGUGAAGAGCAGAGGAAGAGGAGGGAAGAACAAGAGGUGCAGAAUCUAAAAAGGAAGGAGGUGGAGGAAGAGAUGAAGAGGCUGAUGCAGGAGCAGCAGAGGGCGGAGGAGCAGAGGAGGAAGCUGGAGGAGCAACGGAGGGAGGAGGAGCAGGAAGGAUAUGAAGACAUGCCAGACCUGGAAGAUCAGGAUGCUGAUGUGGAGUGAUGUGAAAAAAAACAAAACAAACAGAAUGUUCCUUAUUUUUAGCAACCGAUGCUAAAUACUCUCAUUUUCCUGCAGUAACUUUAUAUAAUAUCAGAGGUGUUUUUGAAGAACUUUUUUGUGGGUGAUAAAAUAAGAAGUCUGUUGAAAUCUUUUGAUUAUGCAAAAGACAUAAUUAUAGAAUUAAACCUUUUUUAUGUCUGUUU